This is a messenger RNA of Chinchilla lanigera (long-tailed chinchilla), 906 nucleotides long. RefSeq names its product prolactin-like. Lineage: Eukaryota; Metazoa; Chordata; Mammalia; Rodentia; Chinchillidae. Gene Ontology annotation, biological process: positive regulation of receptor signaling pathway via JAK-STAT; positive regulation of cell population proliferation; response to nutrient levels. Gene Ontology annotation, cellular component: extracellular region. The coding region runs from base 1 to 906 and encodes 301 amino acids. The record is from RefSeq and is a predicted model, not a curated record. Gene Ontology annotation, molecular function: hormone activity. The transcript is spliced from 5 exons.
AUGGCGGCCCCCACAGGUUCCCUCUCGGACCUCAAAAUGCAAAAGCACGGAAUGGGAUGGGCGAUGCACCAUGCUGCAUGGCUGUACUCUUGUUGGACAAGAAAAAGGCAGUUUGAUAGAGAAGUGGACACUGAAGGAAACCCGGCCAUUCUGCUGGGAUUUCAAGCCAAGCAAAGGAAGGAGGGGAGCAAGGAAAGGGCUGCUGGCCCAGCCACGCCUUCCUCUCCAGAGGUGAAAAAUGAGUGUGUAGCCCUUCUCAUCUGCCCCAGAAGCACUUCCCAGUGGUUCUUCCUACUGCUGCUGCUCAUGUCAAGCCUACUCGUGUGCAAGGACGUGACCUCCCUUCCCUUGUGUGAAGACAAAUGCACGGAGACCUAUGAACAUCUCUUUGUCCCCUUGCUCUCUAAGGCUUAUGUCAUCUACCUCUACACCCAAAAGGUCCUCACUGAUUUGGGCAAGCGGUAUUCCAAUAACCCGUACGACUACUUUACACUGGCUGUUGGGUCUUGCCACACAGUUAGCAUCCGUCUUCCAAUAACACUAAACAUGACUCGACUUUUGAGCUUGAUGUACUCAUGGAAUGAGCCGCUCUUGCGCCUUGCUAAUGAAACACAUCGCCUGCCAGGACAUAGUACCUAUGUCAGAGAUAAAGCCAAGCGUAUCGCAGGACAAAACCAAGAACUUCAAAACCUCAUGAAGAACAUAGCCAUGCAGUUUGAUCAUGACUUCACCAGGAAUGUGGACUCUGCUGUCUGGACAGACCUCCCAUCACUGCAAUCAGCUAAUGAAGAAGUUCACGUGUCUACUGCUUCUCAGCUGCUCCGCUGUUUUCUUUCUGAUGCUUAUACCAUUUUUCAGUAUCUCAAAUUGUUCUUGUGCAAUGCUCUUAAAUGUGAUGAUUGCUAA